AUGACGUCUCCACUCGCCCUACUCUCGAGUCUAGUGCUCGCCAUUGUAGCUCAUGGGCUUCUAGUCCUAUGGAAAGCUCGUCGUUCCAUCGACAAUCACCCUGGUAAUUUCCUCGUCUUUGGAUUUGGGAACUUACUCGCAGAGUUUGUGCUGCCGGCUAUCCCUUUUGUUAGUCCUGGAAACAACUACUUGUGGGAGGCGAAACAUGCUCGUGAAUUGGGUUUAUCUGUUGGCGCUGAGUGGGGUGCUGAUAGGGGUAUCGCCAACAACAGCCUUCGAGAAGUACGGCUGGGAUAUAUUCUCCAGUAUGCGACGGGAAUCAAAGAAAUUGUUUCUUCUAGAAGCCGGUUCGCCAAACCUGUCGAACUCUACGAGAUUGGAAACAUCUACGGGAACAAUAUUCUCACUGCCGAAGGGGAUGAAUGGAAGAGGUAUAAGAAGAUUGUAUCGCCCGCGUUCUCUGAGAGGAACAAUCGACUUGUAUGGGAAGAGACAAUCAAAGUUAUGUCUCAGCUCUUCUCGGAAGUUUGGGAGGACCAGGACCGAGUUACGGUCGACAACUGCUUACGCGACCUCACUUUUCCGAUCGCUCUGCUGGUCAUCGGCGCUGCAGCGUUCGGAAGGAAGAUCGCCUGGAAGGACGAAUACACCUGCCCUCCAGGGCACGUCAUGACCUUCAAGCACGUUUUAGAAUUAUCGCCUUAUAUCAUUGCUGUCCGCGCUAUCUUCCCUCGAUUUAUUCGCAAGCUGGUACCAGCGCUGAGGAAGAUGGACAUCGCGUAUGAUGAGCUUAAGUUGUAUAUGAAGGAACUCAUUCGUGCUCAAUAUGAGCGCGAUGAUGGGAUCGAGCGCCAUGAUUUAUUGAGUCUUCUGGUGGAACACAGUGAUCUGGAUAAAGCGAACUCUCUAACAGAGGAUGAAGUCAUGGGGAACACAUUUUUGUUCCUUGCCGCUGGACAUGAGACAACUGCUCAAACGCUCUGUUUUGCUUUUGCUUUGCUGGCUCUUCAUCCCGAGGAGCAGGAAGUGGUAUAUCAGGAGAUAAAGUCGGCGAUCCCGGAUGCAACCUCGCCGUCGUACAAUGCUAUUCCCUCGCUCGUUCGCACUAUGGCUGUAUACAACGAAACUCUCCGCAUGUUCUCAGCUAUACCUAUCAUCCCAAAGGUUGCAACUGAGGACACAGUCUUAACUGCCGGAAAUGCUGCCGGAGAAACGAAGAAGAUUCCCGUUCCUAAAGGGACUCGAGUCACUUUCGACGUUCCUGGAAUCCACUAUAGCCCGCGAUAUUGGGAAGACCCACUGGACUUCAAACCCGCCCGCUUCCUCGACCCCAACUGGCCUCGAGAGGCCUUCAUACCCUUUAGUGUAGGCCACCGAUCGUGCAUCGGACGACGGUUCUUCGAAGUCGAAGCCAUCGCGACAAUGGUGAUGCUGCUGUCCCGGUACAAAAUUACGAUCAAGGAGGAAGAAGAGUUUAAGGGAGAAACGUGGGAAGAGAGGAAGGCGAGGAUUCUGGCGUGUACGCUGGGGGACACAUUGACAACUAGGAGGGCUGGCGUUGAUGUCGUCUAUUUCAGGGCGAAACGGGUUCCUUUGACGUUUGUGAAACGCUGA
Coprinopsis cinerea okayama7#130 is the source of this 1614-nucleotide messenger RNA. RefSeq names its product 614/534 cytochrome P450. NCBI's taxonomy places the organism in Eukaryota, Fungi, Basidiomycota, Agaricomycetes, Agaricales, Psathyrellaceae. Gene Ontology annotation, molecular function: iron ion binding; heme binding; oxidoreductase activity, acting on paired donors, with incorporation or reduction of molecular oxygen. The record is from RefSeq and is a predicted model, not a curated record. The transcript is spliced from 14 exons. Bases 1 to 1614 code for a protein of 537 amino acids.